Messenger RNA from Glycine soja, 1068 nucleotides. RefSeq lists its product as uncharacterized. The coding region runs from base 148 to 840 and encodes 230 amino acids. Lineage: Eukaryota; Viridiplantae; Streptophyta; Magnoliopsida; Fabales; Fabaceae. The record is from RefSeq and is a predicted model, not a curated record. The transcript is spliced from 2 exons.
AAGAGCCAAUGUAUGAUUUUAUUCAAGAACUUAUGGAAAUAGAUGCAAGAUAUUUUGCAAGCAAAUAUGGAUAAGGACAUGGGAUAAGGAGAUGAACUGUGGUUCAAAAGAAGAAGAGCAGGAUAGUGUUUAGUUGGUCAUCUGUGGAUGGCAUAUUGCAUUCCAAACUCACCAUCACUCCAGGGUUGGAAGACAGGUCCAUGUUGCUUAUUCGGCUGGAACAUAGGCAAGAAUAGAGUUAAUGGCAAACCUCAGAUUAAGUACCAUGAUAUUGAUCUUACAUUCCCAACUUCUCUGGUCGACAAAACAUUUUUGAGAGGGAAGGAGCUCAAAUGCUGCUAUAGGGCUACAAUUGAUGGAUUCAGUGCAACCAAUUUCCACGAAUGUUGUGACUUCAAGGGCCCAUGUGUGAUAAUCGGCUACACAAACAAGUCUUUCAAGUUUGGUGCAUUUAACCCUGAAGGGUAUAGAAGCACAGAUGACUACUACGACACAUUUGAUGCCUUCCUAUUUUACUGGAUAGACAAUGAAACUACUAAACCCAUCAUGUUGCCCAAGGUUGGUGGAAGUGGUGCAGCCCUCUUUGAUUAUGCACGUGGGGGCCCACAAUUUGGAGCAGAUGGGCUUCUCAUUGGGCCCCCAUUGGCCCCAGUUAUGGGUGGCUUUGCUGGGCCUGAUACCAAUUCUGGCAUUGGUGAUUUAAGACAAGCCAAGUCUAGAUUGGGAUUGUCUUAUGCCAAAAGAGAGGAUGGGAAAGAGUCCAUUUUUGGUGAUGAGUCAAGGGCAACCCUUGAAGAAGUGGAAGUCUUUUGUAGUCCUCAAAUUGCAAGCUUAUAUUAGAAUUGCAUAUUGAAUAGUGUGUGUGAGUUAUAAAUCUCUAAUAUUAAUGUUUGAUUUCUACGAAUAAAAAAUAUUAGAAUUGCAUAAAAGGGGUAACCGGGUAAGGAAUAUUAAGCUAUAUAUUACUACCUCGUUGCCUUUCAUGAAUGCAUUCCACGUCUAUAACGAGUCAAUGUCUAAUAUUUUGUGCAUGAAUAGCCACUUUACCCACUUGGGCCUUUGAUCACA